AUGUCGGAUGAGAGUACCAAUCCUUUUCCAGAGUUGAGAAGUGUGUGUAAACCCUCUGGUCCUAAGUUCAAUCAUUUGAACUGGAAUUGGAAUGUAGCCAACACCCAACAGAAUUCUGAACUAUCUGGUGGCCAAAAUUCUAGUUCAAAUGCCUGGAGACAUCCAAAUAAGCUGUCAAAAUGGCAUAGAGUGGGUAAAAGCAACAACACACUAGACAAAGUCAAUUCUCAAAAGACUUUGGCUUGCAGUGGUAAUGGAAUUCCAACUGACAGCAAGUUGCCUACUCUGGCUAGAAGUGGUAAUGAAAUUCUGAAUGAAACUCCGACUCUGGCUAGCCGUAGUGGAAAAGGAAUUUUGAAUGAUAGCAAGUUGCCUCCACAAGAGCAAGGAAUACAUUCUUCUGUUGGAGUUCAUAUAACUUCAUCCAAUGAUUACAAAAAUGGUCAAUGCAAGGAUGAAAGAAUCCCAGAACCCCAUUGUGAAAACAAUGAUGUUAAAGUUGAUAUAACUUCUUCAGAGAACUGCAAAAAUGACCAAUGCAAGGAUGAAAGAAACCCAGAGCCUCAUUGUGAAAGCAAUGGUGAUGAAAUUGGAGACAGCGAAUCUAAUAUUGUGUUUGAUAGUGAAGAUGAUUUUUCAUUAGAUGACACUGACUCAGAUACUGGAGAGCAAAGCCAUGAAGGGUGCAAGAAGAGCAAGUGGUUUAACCAAUUCUUUGAUAAUUUAAAUAAACUGACCAUUGAGGAGAUCAAUUCACAAGAGAGGCAGUGGCAUUGCCCAGCAUGCCAAGGGGGUCCUGGUGCUAUUGAUUGGUACCAAGGGUUGCAGCCACUUUUGAAUCAUUCCAAGACAAUAAAAGCAAGGAGGGUAAGGCUGCAUCGACUGUUUGCUGAGACUUUGGGGGAAGAAUGUUUCAGGAGAAGAGCUCCAUUGACAAUGGAUGCUGAAGUCUAUGGUAAAUGGGAAGGUCUUGAUAAGAAAGUCAAGGAUCAUGAAAUAGUUUGGCCCCCAAUGGUUGUCAUCAUGAAUACAAGAUAUGAGCAGGAUGAAAGCAAUAAGUGGAAUGGAAUGGGCAAUCAAGAGCUCCUUGAUUGCUUCAGUGAUUAUGCUGCGUUGAAGGCUCGACACUCAUAUGGUCCUCAAGGGCACCGUGGGAUGAGCGUUUUGAUUUUCGAGGCAUCCACAGCAGGUUAUUUAGAAUCCAAGCGGCUCCACGAGCAAUUUGAAGAGCAGGGAAGAGGUAGGGAGGCUUGGAAUCGUGCUUGGAAUCGUUGUCGGCAUCCAUUUGUACCAGGAGUGAACCGCAAACUAUAUGGCUGCUUGGCUUCUAGAGAAGAUUUGGAUAAUUUCAACAGGCACUCCGGAGGAAAGUCGAACUUUUUGAAGUUUGAAAUGAGAUCAUAUCAAGAGACGGUUGAGAGCAUGAUAAAGGUCAUCAAUAAUGACAGUAAACAGAUUGAGUAUCUUAAGAACAAAAUAGCUAAGGAACAAAUCAAAUCCGAAGUCUUAGCGGACACCUUACGUAUAAAAUUGAUGAAUGCACUAGAGAAAUUUGUCCAGGAACAGAUCCAAAACAUUCAACAAGCUAUAGAUGCUAAGGAAGAUGAGUUUGAGAAAUUGCAGCAGGCAGAGAAAGAAAAGUUGAAACACUUUUGUGGAGAUUCUUCCGAGGAAGAGGAAGACAAGCAUAGGUCCCGAGAUGAGGACAUGAUGCAAUUCGAUGAAGAAAGAUAUGGUAUCAUGAAAGUUUAUGGAGAGAAAAAGUUGGAUCUGAAGAAGAAGCUGUGGAAGGAGCAGGUUGAACUUGAGAAGGAGUUAGAAAAUGAACUGAUGCAGCUCAUGGAUAAGUACACUUCAGCCAAUCUUAAGAACAAAGCUGUAUGA
This is a messenger RNA of Gastrolobium bilobum, 1884 nucleotides long. Its product is annotated as protein SUPPRESSOR OF GENE SILENCING 3-like. Lineage: Eukaryota; Viridiplantae; Streptophyta; Magnoliopsida; Fabales; Fabaceae. The record is from RefSeq and is a predicted model, not a curated record. Gene Ontology annotation, biological process: regulatory ncRNA-mediated gene silencing; defense response to virus. Bases 1 to 1884 code for a protein of 627 amino acids. The transcript is spliced from 5 exons.